This is a messenger RNA of Photinus pyralis (common eastern firefly), 4644 nucleotides long. Its product is annotated as UDP-glucuronosyltransferase 1-2-like. The transcript has 4 exons. Lineage: Eukaryota; Metazoa; Arthropoda; Insecta; Coleoptera; Lampyridae. Gene Ontology annotation, molecular function: UDP-glycosyltransferase activity. The record is from RefSeq and is a predicted model, not a curated record. Bases 2654 to 4195 code for a protein of 513 amino acids.
ACCAACCAAAAAUGAGUGGAAGGUUAUGAUCCCUGCUGAGCCCUUUCUGCUUCACUCUUCCUGCUGCACUCUUCCCUCUGCAGUUUUCCAUCUGCACUUUUUCUGCUGCACCCUUCCUGCCGCAUUCUUCCUGCUGCACUCUUCCGUCUGCACUAUUCCUGCUGCACCCUUCCUGCUGAACCCUUGCUACCGCAUUCCUUUUGCUGGACUCUCUCUGUUGCACUGUUCACCUUGCACUCUUCCUGCCUUCACCUUUCCUGCUGCACUCUUCUAUCUGCACUCUUUCCGCAGCACUCUUCCUACUGAACUCUUGCCGCUACACUCCUCCUGCUACACUCUCCCUGCUCCACUCUUUCAGCUGCACUCUCCCUGCCGCACUCUUCCAACUGCACUCUCCCUGCUGCACUACUCCUGGGACUCUUUUCUUCUUGCCCUCCUCCUGCUGCACUCUUCCAUCUGCACGGUUCCCGCUGCACUCUUCCUGCAGUACCUUUUCUGCUGAACUCUUUCUGCUUCUCUCUUCCUGCUUCACUUUUCCUUCUGCACUCAUCCUCAUGCACUCUUCACGCUGCACCCUUCCUGCCCUCACUCUUCCUGCAGCAUUCUUCUAUCUGCACUCUUUCCGCAGCACUCGUCCUGCUGAACUAUUGCUGCUACAUUCUCCCUGCUGCACUCUUUCAGCUGCACUCUUCCUGCGGCACCUUUCCUGCUGCCCUCUUCCUGAUGCCCUCAUCCUUCUGCAAUCUUUCCACGCCACUCUUCCUGCCGAACCUUUGUUACUGCACUCUGUUUGCUGCUCUUUUCUUCUGCACUCUUUCUGCUGGACUUUUCCUGCUGUACUCGCCAUGCUGCACUUUUCCUGCUGCACUCUUCCUCCUGCACUCCUACUGCUGAACUACUCCUGUUGCGGUUUUCCUUCUGUACCCUUCCUGUUGCACUCUUCCCGCCGCACAAGCGCACGGGCACGAUCGCGCGCGUGCAGACGUAGAACAUGAAAAUAAGAACGCAAAAAGUUUCCGAAGAUGCCGAGGAGAGCAGUAAAAAAAAAGUACAAAUCAGUAUCAGUGUCCGAGAAAGACCUCUAAUGGUGUAAGGAAAAGAUGAGUACGAAGGAGAGAGAAAGGGGUGUGAAUAUGCUAAAACGAAAAAGACGCGAGAGAUACGUGAAGUGGGUGUAUGAGAGUUCAAAGCAACCAAGAAGAACGGGAGGAAGAAAAGUUAGCGAUAAUGUCAAGCAGUGUAGAGAGAGAUUAGUGUAAGGCACCAGAAACAAGUAAGGGAAACAUGAAGAAGUAGCUGUCUAAGUGCGGAACAGGUGAAAAGGGGGAGUAAAGGAAACCAGAAGGAAUCGGAAACCAUGCUUAAAGGAGACGUGAAAAAUGUUCGAGGGAAUACUAAACAAGAGAUAGAAGUGAAGAGACGCAAAGAGUACGUGAAGAAUCCUUUAAUACAUCAUGAUGUAUGCGUGUCUAAUAUCUGAUGUCUAAUGUCUGAUGUCUGAUGUCUAAUGCCGUGACUAAAGAAAAUGAUGGAAGGAAUGGAAAAAAAGGAAAUUAAAGGAGUUAAAUAUAUAAGAUAAUGAGAUUUGGAAAGCCGGAAGAAGGAGAAGGAAGGUGGAGAACUAAGAAAAAAGAGAGAAGUGGCGAUGGUGUGGGGAAUAGAAGAGAGGAGUUUCAAAAAUGACUGUUCGAUGCAAUGGUGAGAGGGAUGCUUAUGUACGAAACGGAGAUGUGGAGUUGGAAUGAAUGGAAGAAACUGGAAGGAAUAGAAAGAAGAUAUUAUAUAUGGGUAUCAGGGCUAAACUACUACUAUAAUUUACUGAUGUGAGGGAAGGAAAAUGUUAACAUAAUGGUCGGGUUCAGAUGGGAUAAUGAGAACACAGAGGUGGAGACAUGUGAAGAGGCAGUAGAGGGAAUCCAGGGAAGCGGAAAGGGGGAGCAAGAGUGAUGUGCUCGAACAGGGAGAAAGAGAAGAGAAGUAGGUGAGGUGGAUCCCAGAGAAAAGAAAAACCGUUUUCUGGUAUCCCUAAAUUCCAGGAAAUGAUGACCAUUUUGUGGCACGGCCCAGAAUUGCAGUUGGAUUUGGAUUUUCCAAAAACACCUUACUUCUGAUUCUUUAUUUUCAUGUUGAAGAACCUCUCCAAACACUUUGUUGUGUUUAGAACAGGACCCUUUGGCACCCCCAGAGUGCGGCAGGAAUUUGGAAAACAUUUUUUACAGAAUUAGAGGACACACCUAAAAACCUAGACAAAAAAACAAAUUCAAACAAUGUCUCUGUUAUAUUCGCUCAGAAGAAGAGAAGAAAAGGAGCAAAUCAAAUUUUGUUACUUUUGGGUAGGUGAGUUCCAAACGAUCUGUUCUGGAUCUUCAGUUUAGUUGGAAAAAAUACUUGUACAGAUGUAUAAUUGCCCAACUUCAACGAGAAGAUUCCAGGAAUACUUGGUUGAAGUGUUUCCCACAAUUCCACGUCCUUGGUCUCUAUAGUGAGAUUUGUUUACGCCACACCAGCUACGGAAAUACGUACAUGAGUUGAUGAUAAGUAUUGAUAGUUACUAAUAAUCUAUAUUUGUGAACGGUUAGAUCGUGGAAAUGUUUGUUUAGACAAGAUAAAGGUAAAGGUAUCAAAGAUUGAUUCAAGUCCAAUCCCUACGAUAAUGAACAUAGUUCUCCCGGUUAUUUUAGCAGUUCUGCACUUGUGUAAAAGUGCCCGAAUACUUGGCGUGAUUCCAACUCCAUCGUACAGUCACCAAGUCAUCUUCCAACCGCUAUGGAAGGAACUGUCUCUACGUGGACAUCAAGUAACGGUACUCACAACGCACCCCAUCAACGACCCAACCCUAACGAACCUAACCGAGAUUGACCUGGGUUUCUCCGUGAAGAUUUUGGAGGAUAAACUUUUAGAGAUCAUCAAUUCUAGCAGCAAUGUGGCUACGGAGAUAGAGCUAACUGCAAAAGUGUUUCAGGUUGUAAACGAUCACCAGCUGCAGCAUCCCGAAGUGAAGAGAUUGAUCGACGAUCCAAGCGAGCACUUUGAUUUAUUAAUCGUCGAGUUAAUCAUGCCGUCCAUGACGUACUUCUCGCGAAGAUUUCGCUGUCCUUAUAUAGGGGUGGUACCCUUUGAGGGUAGCAAUUAUCUUUUCCGAUCGAUCGGUCAACCGGCGCACUCGAUUGUGUAUCCUGAACUGUUCGCGGGAUUCUAUGGGGAAUUGAAUUUGUUGGAGCGCGUUCAGUUGAUUUUUUACGACGUAUUCGUAUACAUUCUCUCGCUAAAGGUAAGCGCCUCCGAAGAGGAGCUGGUGUGGAAGCAUUUUCGGGAUAAAACCCCCACGGAUACCGUUCUUCAGGAGGUUAGCUUACUAUUCGUGAACUCUGAUCCGGUUUUUACUUACGUGCGUCCUCUACUUCCGUCCGUCAUACCAAUUGGAGGAACUCUAGCUAGGGUACCUGUGAAGCCUCUGGACAAGGAGUUGCUGAAUUUUUUGGACGGUGCAUCCAAAGGGUUCAUCUAUUUUAGUUUAGGCUCCAAUGUUAAAGGAAAGGACUUGCCUUCUAGCACCAUGAAGGUUAUCCUGGAAACCUUCGGGAAGCUGCCGUUUAAAAUCCUUUGGAAGUACGAGCUUGAUGACCUACCGAAUAAGCCGAGUAACGUUGUAAUUGCACGAUGGGUGUCCCAGAUGGAAGUUUUAAAACAUCGAAACAUUCGGUUAUUUAUUACUCAUGGAGGAAUACACUCGAUGCAAGAGGCUAUCCAUGCGCGAGUUCCUAUGGUCGGCAUGCCCUUCUUCGUCGAUCAACCGUCGAACGUUAAGAGAAUGGUGGCCAUGGGGUUUGCUCGAUACGUCGAUUACCAAACGAUGACAGUGGAUGACUUUCAAAGCGCUGUACUAGAUGUUAUUCAAAAUCCCAAGUACAGGGAUCGAAUCAGGAAGUUGGCCGACUUGGGCGAGGAUCAACCAACGACCGGCUUGGAACGUGCGGUCUGGUGGACCGAGUACGUUUUGCGCCACAAAGGUGCCCCGCAUCUAAGAAGUCCCUACCUGGACAUACCUUGGUAUCAGUACUAUCUUCUAGACAUUUUCGCUGCUAUUCUCGUCCCCACGAUUCUCGCUAUAUUAGUCAUAAUCAAAUUGGUCAGGCUGAUUAUUUGGAGUGUCAAGAGGAUGUGGCGACGAAAUCUUAAGUUAAAAUCAAAUUAGUAAAUCAAUUCAAUUUUCUGUAGCCUUUAAAGAUUAAAUCACUUGACUUUGGCCCAUUAUAAAUGGGCUCAGUUGAAAUAAGGUAGAUAGAUAGAUAAUAUUACUCAAACUCAUUCAAUACUUCAAAAUUUAGCGUUUAAAUUAACCAGCACUAUUUAGGGGUGUACUAAUUUAAAACGUCACAAUGGAAACUCAUUUAUUUUGGACUUGCUGUCCGCUAACAUCAAGCAAGAAAAUUUGGAACUGUACAGAGAAAGGUUCUCUAAAAUGGGUUAGUGGAAGGCACUAUUUUAAAAGCAUUCAGAAUAACACCGAAGUUUCUAAUUUGGCUCCCAUAGCAUUCGAUAUAUUAUGUAUAUACAUUUUAAAUCCAUAAUGUACAGGGAAUAUCUUGUGCAUCUUGUGUAUAUACUAUUGUAACGUGAUUUAUAAAUUCGGGUUUGAUUUAU